This is a messenger RNA of Cantharellus anzutake, 1669 nucleotides long. RefSeq lists its product as uncharacterized. The record is from RefSeq and is a predicted model, not a curated record. The annotation marks the transcript as partial. NCBI's taxonomy places the organism in Eukaryota, Fungi, Basidiomycota, Agaricomycetes, Cantharellales, Hydnaceae. The transcript has 7 exons.
CUCUUCUAUUUACCCCACUGAUUAUGCUGCCAUUGAUUGUUGUCCCAUAUCUUCGACCGACUUGCUCUUGGGACCUACGCCGGUCAAAUGCCGGCUCCAUAGAUCCCGAGGGGCGAGGAUGACUUUCCCCUGUGUUUAAGUGCGGGGUUUACCUGGGGGAAUGGUGAUCUAUAGUUACCUAUCAGUACUUCCAGGGCACUGCCCAUAUCUGAUAGGAGAUCCGAGCACUCGGAAUCUGAUGGUUAACCCGUCAACUAGAAUAUUACCAUCUACGGAUUUACCCUAAUGUCACGCGUCACAUCCACUCCCCUCCGCCAUCAUGUCCUCCAGCCAGAACCAUCAGCAAGCGCUUGGGAAUCUAUCUGCACCCAGUCCAUUCAAGCUCCCGAGUGCUGUCAGGCCAUUAGAAGAGGCUAUUCAAGAAGGCAAAACUUGGUCAUUGCCUGGCACAUCAUCUACGGUGCUCUGGAUAGAACCGAGGAUCCGAUCAAGAAUCGUCUUAGAAAUCAACCCGAAUUCCAUGCUUAUCUCAAGAGCGACGGAGGGUGGCCUGAGCGAGAACUUACCGAGUUGCUGAGAAGUAUGGCAAACAACCGGGUGCCCUGGAGCGAUUCAUUUAAAAAUGAAGCGUUUCUAAUACCUGAGCUAGAGCCUACCGAGAAUGAGACGGACGAAGAUCUUACUACUAUACUCGCAUGGGAUAGUACAUUUAAAGGCGACCUCGCAAAUGUACUUCUUGAGACUAUCGCGGAUUACCUUUCCGAGGAUGGAACUCCGCACCUAGCCAGCAUCAUCAAUUCGUCCGGAACCGGCAAGUCCCGGAUGGUGGAUCAACUUGGCAAGGGAAUUAUAUCGGUGCCUAUGUGCUUACGUCCGGGAAGCGAAGGGUUCCCUCCUCCUGAUGAGAUACUACGUGCUUGGCUUGUUUCCGGGACAGAUGAUAGAACUACUGUUCAGAAAAAGCUGUAUGGAUUCGUAUAUUCUCUCCUAGUCGUCACUCUGAGGAAACUGGAAACCACCGUGUCAAAGAAACAAGAUAUACCCAAGUUACCUCUUGAUGCAGCAUCCACUAAGAAAUUGUCAAAGGAGAAGCUGAAGGACUAUGUAUCAUUGGUAGUGGAUCGCCACAAGAGGUUGGCAUCUGCCUUCCGUAAAUAUAUGACCACGGGACAAUCACAUCACGCCACGAAUCCCGAUCGAAAAACUUUCUACCAUGAGGUAAUCGAGUUAGCUAAUAAGUUUGUGAAAAACGGUGCACAUGGCUGGUACGUUUCCAGAGGUGAUGGCCUACUGCAAGAGGCAGGUGAGAGGCUCUGUCGCUUCAUUGACGAACACAAGGUUUUGGAGUCGGACAGUGGCCCACAACGGCCCCUGGUAGUCCUUGCUUUCGAUGAGGCUCAUGUCCUCACUGAUAAUCCGCCAGACCAAGAAGGCUGGAAUCUGUUCUCGGAGCUGCGUCGAAUCCUACAACAGAUCCAUGACCUCCCAAUAUUUUCACUGUUUAUUUCGACAGCUGGACGCCUCAAUCAGUUCUCCCCAGAAAUCCGUUCUGGUCCAUCAGCUUGGGCCAGUGAACCUGACCACCGUCCGCUGAAUCUGAUUUCGGAAAUCAGCUUCGACGACAUCGCGUACCCGGCAUUGAAGGAUACUGUCACAAUACACAGAGUGG